Messenger RNA from Nycticebus coucang (slow loris), 3729 nucleotides. RefSeq names its product transmembrane protein 271 (gene TMEM271). Bases 417 to 1535 code for a protein of 372 amino acids. The transcript has a single exon. Lineage: Eukaryota; Metazoa; Chordata; Mammalia; Primates; Lorisidae. The record is from RefSeq and is a predicted model, not a curated record.
CCGGGGAGGAGGCGGAGAGACGUAUGAAAGGGCCACCUCUCCUUGGGGAGGUGGUGGAGAGGGGUCCUGAGGGUGGUGGGGGCUGGUGGGGGCGGAGGAGGGCGGCGCCAGGGCCAGGCGCACGGGCCGCGGGCAGGGUGGGGGGAACAGAGCGUCCUGGGAGGGGCGCCGCUGGCUGGGGAGGGGGCGCGCGCGCCUGAGGUCCUCUGCGCCGCAUCCGUUCCCGGCGCGGGGUCGCGGCGGCGGUGGGAGGUGGAGGAUGAGGGCUUCGGUGGCGGCGCGGGCCCGGGAGGACGCGGGAGGAUGAGGAGGAGGCCGGCGGUCCGGCCGCGCGGCGCCGGGAGGAGGCGCAGGCGGCGGGGGCGGCGGCGGGCGGCGGCGGGCGCGCGGGGUGCGGGCCGGCUCGGGCGCGGAGGAUGAAGUGGAGCGUCCGCGGGGCCUGCGCCGCGCUCUCCUCCUGCCUCCUGCUCGCCUGCGCGCUCAGCGCCGCCGCCGUCGGCCUCAAGUGCUUCUCGCUAGGGUCGGAGCUGCGCGGGGAGCCGUUCCGGCUGGGGGCCGCCGCUGGCGCCUUCUACUCGGGGCUGCUGCUGGCCGCCGGUCUCUCGCUGCUCGGCGCCGCCCUGCUCUGCUGCGGGCCCCGGGACGCGCCCCUCGCAGGGCCGGGGCAGGGCCCGGGGCUCGGGGUCCCUACUGCCCCGGCAGGGGCUCCAGAGGCCACUCCAGGCGAACCGGGGGUCGCGACCGGGCCCUCGGGACCGAUGAACAGCCAGAACCUGCUCUUGCUCGGAGUCCUCGUCUUCAUGCUGGGGGUCCUCAGCGCCUUCGCGGGCGCGGUGAUCGACGGCGACACCGUGUCGCUAGUGGAACGCAAGUACUCCCACUACUGCCUGCCUCCGCGGUCUCCAGCCGCAGCCCCCGGCUCCGCAGUCCCGGCCCCGGGCCCGGCCCCCAGCGCGCCGCGCUCCCGCAGCACCCUGGACAGCGCCACGUCCGCCAAGUGCCGCCAGCUGAAGGACUACCAGCGCGGCCUGGUGCUUUCCACAGUCUUCAACUCGCUCGAGUGCCUCCUGGGCCUGCUCAGCCUCCUGCUGGUCAAGAACUACAAGUCGUCGCAGGCCCGGCGUGGCCGGCGAGGCCGGCGGAGGGCCAGCCGGGCCCUGGCGCGGCCCCGCGGCGGCCCCGGGCUUCGCGCGCAGCCGUCGGCCUCUCGGGCGCGACGGGGCCGGCGGGGCCGGCGGGGGCGGCGGCUGCAGCCGCGGCCGAGCGAGGCCUCCAUCCUGUCUCCGGAGGAGUCGGACUUCAUCGCCCCCGGGGACUGCGCAGGCUUUGCGGCGCACCACGCCGUCUCCUACAUCAACGUGGGCGUCUUCCACGCUUUGGACGAGGCGGGUGUGGAGGUGUGUUGUGGCGGGCACCCAUCGGUGGAGCUGCCAGGGUACGCACCCUCAGACCCCGACCUCAACGCCUCCUACCCCUACUGCUGUCGGCCGCCCUGCGAAGCGGCGCUCCCCUGGGAGCCCAGUCGGGCCUGCUGAGUCCCGGGCCGGACCCCCCACGGACCGCGCCCCAGCAUUUCCACCGGACCCCCAGCAGCUAGGGAGGGCGGGAGGCUGGGCGGGUCCAGAGCCAGGCCUCGCUGGGGCAUCUUCCACAUGGCUUUGUAUACUCUGGACUGGCUCCUCUGAGGGCUUGGAGUCCACGGGAGAGGUCCUCCGGUGUUGCCAUUUGUGUCCAGGAGGUGUCUCUUCUUUUCUGUGUCGUCCGUAUUCGGAUUCCAUUUUCAAGUUUACAAUAAAUGUUUCAGGGUGGGCCGGACCGCCGGUGGGCCCGCCCGCCCGUUUGCACUUCCCAUGCGGUUCCCUGAGACCACGCUCCUCUUGGAGGUCCGAGGCGAAGGGAAGAGCUGGGUGAUCCGCGCAGAGGAAGCACCUCGGCGGGAGGACGGAGAGACAUGGAACAGCGCCCACAGCGAUUUUGUACACGGAUGUGCCUGCCUUUGUCGGUACUUUCUUACUGUAAAGCUCUCCAUAAACAGUGAAAAUGUUUGGUAAAUUUAUUGCAACUUAAAAUUGGUGAGUUCCUUUAUUAAAUUAAUCGCUAUAUUAUCGGAGAAUAUUGAUCAGAUUGAAAUCAGAGGAUUUGUCUGUACACAGAUCAGUUUUGAGUGAAAUGGUUGAAUUUGGUCAACUGUUGACUGAAAGUUGUAGUCUACUAGCUAGUUAACUAAAUCCAACCCCUUUCUGAAGCUAACUUUCUGUGUGAAUAGAAACACAGAUACCAUGCCCAGUACAUUUUUGUCUGUCUGUUUUGGAAACCGGAGGUGUGGUUUUUACUGCAAAGCAGAAUUUAGUUUUGGUUAAUGUACACGAACAAACUUAUCCUAUUUUGGAAAAUCACAGUCUUAGUUUUUCUGGCAAAGAUAAUUUUCCUGUUGAUUAAUUCAUUAAUCUGGUAAUUUUGGAUAUUACAGCAUUUCAUUUAAAAUAUACCCCUUGAAUAGCCUUAAUUGAUGUGAAGGUCAUCAUACUUUUAAAUUAUUAGAGUAUAUGUGUGUCAUAUUUAUGCACGUGAUAUGAAAGGAGCUCCAUACAAUGGUAGGGUGUAUUUCUGUCUGGUGAGGUGGCUGAGAGCCAGGUAGGCUCUGAGUCUUGGGAAAAGGUGAUCCAACUCCCACAUGCUUGGAAUGGAGGCCACUGUCUCAACACAGAGCCCACCCUGGCCCAAAAAAUGUUUGUCUCCUGCAGAUGGACAUGAGGAUGUAGCCAGUGGUCUUAUGGGUGAGUGCCAACACAGAGCACUUCAGCAGAGGGAAGCUUUUGAAAUUGUGUGUAAUAUCUUCACAGUAUGUAGGAGUCUACUUCUAGCUGUGAAAAAGUAGCCAAAUUUAACUAUGGGGAAUAAUUUCCAAGUGCAGGCUCUGGGGGAAGACCUCUCCCCAGUUCCCAGUUGCCCAAACCUAGAGCUCCUCAGCACCCCUACAGACCAGGGCCCCUGUCUCAGCAGAUACUUGGCUGGGCUGUCCUGUGGCAGCAGAGACCACUGGAGGGAGGAGGCCCCAGUUCCAUUUCCAUGAAGAGAAGUGAGACCUGUCACCAGUUAGUAGGUUGAUCUAUGGAGGUGGCAAACCUGUCCUCACUGAUGCUUAGGCAAUUGCUACAAAACAUGGAAAUCUGUUCAAAGAAGCUAAUGUCCUCUCCUUGCUGUGUUGAUACCACCAGGGAAGAAAAUUUGCAUGUGGCCAGUUUAUCAGGUUGUCACCCACAGGCUUCUCCAGAUAGUGGGGGCCUAUUAGGCCUUUGCUUUCCCCCAGGUGGUGGGAUGAGAAAGAAGGUUCUGCUGAACUGAGGAUGAGUUUCCUGAGUAUUCCCACUGUCCUUCCUUACAGCCCGUCCGCCGCCCCCCCGACCCCAUGCCCCAGGAAAACUAGCGCACAGGCUAUCAACCUAAGUAGAAAUGUGUCACAUGGCUUGGCAUAGCACAGUGGUUAGGGAGCCAGCCACAUACACCAAGGCUGGCAGGUUUGAGCCCAGCCCAGGCCUGAUAAACAACAAUGACAACUGCAACAAAAAAUAGCCGGUGUUGUGGCGGGUGCCUGUUGUCCCAACUAAUUAGGAAGUUGAGGCAAGAGAAUCUCUUAAGCCCAGGAGUUUGAGGUUGCUAUAAGCUGUGAUGCCAUGGCAUUCUAAGACUCUGUCUCAAAAAAAAAAAAAAAAAAAAGAGAGAGAGAGA